Messenger RNA from Lathyrus sativus (Indian pea), 438 nucleotides. The record is from the annotation of a GenBank genome assembly. NCBI's taxonomy places the organism in Eukaryota, Viridiplantae, Streptophyta, Magnoliopsida, Fabales, Fabaceae.
AUGGCGAGACGGUUUGAGAUGAUCAACGACAUCACCGAUCACAAAGACUUAUGGAAGCUUGCUGUAAAAAUAUAUCACAAGUGGAAGGUUAUCACCGCAACGAAUGAGCAUUUUGAGAUGGUUGUUGUAAAUAAACAAGUUACCUAUGGACUUCAAAUUCGGAAAAUCUUUAACAUCUGGUACCCACAACCGUUCUUGGUCACAUCAAUCUUCCAGUUCUCAACUAUCCCCGACCGAGAAGUUUAUGUCCAUAGCUACCCACCUACCAUUACAGGAGACAUCACAUUAACUGAUAUAACUUUCUGCGUAUCUGUUGCAACCACCGACAAGCUCAUUGCAUCAUCUAACGGUUGGCACUACAGAGCAUGUCAUCAAUGUUCUCAGGUUGCUAAGGGUGACAAACCAUCCUUUUUUUUGCAGGGAUGGACACCGAACUAG